Cololabis saira (Pacific saury) is the source of this 8418-nucleotide messenger RNA. RefSeq names its product RNA polymerase II subunit A (gene polr2a). Gene Ontology annotation, cellular component: RNA polymerase II, core complex. Gene Ontology annotation, biological process: transcription by RNA polymerase II. The record is from RefSeq and is a predicted model, not a curated record. Gene Ontology annotation, molecular function: DNA binding. The coding region runs from base 241 to 6141 and encodes 1966 amino acids. Lineage: Eukaryota; Metazoa; Chordata; Actinopteri; Beloniformes; Belonidae. The transcript is spliced from 29 exons.
CGCUCCAGAGUACAGAUCAAAAAAGGGGAGGGGGACAGAAGGAGUUUAGUGUGAGUGGGUCCAAAACGUAAAAAUAUCAACUCUAGAGGCAAGCGACAGUUGAGGUCCCUGGAAUAUCGCCUUCGGAGACUCUCCGGUCACCGUUGGCGGCCUGACCAGAGUCGUGGUGACCAAUUUCAAGGCUGUUCCUGCUCACAAAGCAGCGUGCAGAGGAAGGACGCGUCUCUUUGAAUAGACGGGAUGCACGGACCGCCCUCCGGUGACAGCGCAUGCCCACUGCGCACGAUCAAGAGAGUUCAGUUCGGCAUCAUCAGCCCAGAUGAGCUUAAACGGAUGUCGGUUACAGAAGGGGGGAUUAAAUACCCCGAGACGACGGAAGGAGGACGCCCGAAACUUGGGGGCCUUAUGGACCCAAGACAAGGCGUUAUCGAACGCAGUGGGAGAUGUCAGACAUGUGCAGGUAACAUGACAGAAUGCCCGGGCCACUUCGGGCACAUAGAACUGGCAAAGCCAGUGUUUCAUGUCGGCUUCGUAAAUAAGAUUAUGAAGGUCCUUCGAUGUGUCUGCUUCUUUUGCUCCAAGCUAUUAGUGGAUUCAAACAAUCCCAAGAUCAAGGACAUUCUGAUAAAAUCUAAAGGGCAACCUCGGAAGCGUUUAACCCAUGUCUAUGAGCUGUGCAAGGGCAAAAAUAUCUGUGAAGGAGGGGAGGAAAUGGACAACAAAUUUGGAAUGGAGCAGCAGGAAACUGAGGAGGACAUCACCAAGGAGAAGGGCCAUGGUGGCUGUGGACGCUACCAGCCACGCAUCAGACGCUCCGGCUUGGAGCUGUACGCCGAGUGGAAGCAUGUUAACGAGGAUUCACAGGAGAAGAAAAUCUUGCUGAGUCCCGAGCGCGUGCAUGAGAUCUUCAAGCGCAUCUCUGAUGAGGAAGACGUCAUCUUGGGCAUGGACCCCAAGUUUGCCCGACCAGAAUGGAUGAUUGUAACCGUGUUGCCUGUGCCUCCGCUGGCUGUGAGACCUGCUGUUGUCAUGCAGGGCUCUGCUCGCAACCAGGAUGAUUUGACCCACAAGUUGGCUGACAUUGUGAAGAUCAACAACCAGCUGAGAAGAAAUGAACAGAGUGGUGCGGCCGCCCACGUCAUUGCUGAAGAUGUGAAGCUGCUUCAGUUUCACGUGGCGACUAUGAUCGACAAUGAACUGCCAGGCUUGCCAAGGGCAAUGCAAAAGUCCGGCCGCCCUCUAAAAUCCAUAAAGCAGCGCCUAAAGGGAAAGGAGGGGCGAGUGAGAGGUAACCUGAUGGGCAAACGUGUGGACUUCUCAGCUCGAACCGUCAUCACCCCCGACCCCAACCUCCACAUCGACCAAGUCGGCGUACCGCGAUCCAUCGCAGCCAACAUGACCUUCCCAGAAAUAGUGACACCCUUUAAUAUUGACAGGUUGCAAGAGCUGGUACGAAGAGGCAACAGCCAGUAUCCUGGGGCCAAAUAUAUCAUCCGUGACAACGGAGACAGAAUCGACCUCCGGUUCCACCCCAAACCAAGUGAUCUUCAUCUACAAAUUGGUUACAAGGUGGAAAGACACAUGUGCGACGGCGACAUUGUCAUCUUCAACCGACAGCCUACACUACAUAAAAUGUCUAUGAUGGGGCACAGAGUUCGGAUUCUGCCCUGGUCAACAUUUCGACUCAACCUCAGUGUCACCACCCCUUACAAUGCUGACUUUGACGGGGAUGAGAUGAACCUCCACCUGCCUCAGUCCCUGGAGACGAGGGCAGAGAUUCAGGAGCUGGCCAUGGUGCCGCGUAUGAUCGUCACUCCCCAGUCCAACAGACCCGUCAUGGGUAUCGUGCAGGAUACACUCACAGCUGUCCGUAAAUUCACAAAGAGAGAUGUGUUCUUAGAAAGGGGUGAAGUGAUGAACCUCCUUAUGUUCCUCUCCACUUGGGAUGGGAAAAUGCCCCAGCCCGCUAUCCUCAAACCCCGUCCUUUGUGGACAGGAAAGCAGGUGUUCAGUCUCAUCAUUCCAGGGCACAUUAAUGUGAUCCGCACACACAGCACCCACCCCGACGAGGAGGACAGCGGGCCGUACAAACACAUCUCACCAGGCGACACCAAGGUCAUAGUGGAGGACGGAGAGUUGAUCAUGGGAAUCCUGUGUAAGAAAUCUCUGGGAACCUCAGCUGGAUCCCUCGUCCACAUUUCCUACUUGGAGAUGGGACACGACAUCACCAGACUCUUCUAUUCCAACAUUCAGACGGUGGUCAACAACUGGCUGCUCAUCGAGGGUCAUUCUAUCGGUAUUGGAGACUCCAUUGCUGAUGCCAAGACAUAUCUCGACAUUCAGAAUACCAUCAAAAAAGCCAAACAGGAUGUGAUAGAAGUCAUUGAAAAAGCUCACAACAACGAGCUGGAGCCAACUCCCGGUAACACGCUGAGGCAGACCUUUGAAAACCAGGUGAAUCGUAUCCUCAACGAUGCUCGUGACAAAACGGGAUCCUCUGCCCAGAAAUCGCUCUCUGAGUACAACAACUUCAAGUCCAUGGUGGUGGCCGGGUCCAAGGGCUCAAAGAUUAACAUCUCGCAGGUCAUUGCUGUGGUGGGGCAGCAGAACGUGGAGGGUAAACGAAUCCCUUUCGGCUUCAAACACCGAACGCUGCCUCACUUCAUCAAGGAUGACUACGGCCCUGAGAGCAGAGGCUUCGUGGAGAACUCCUACCUGGCCGGACUGACACCCACAGAGUUCUUCUUCCACGCCAUGGGAGGCAGAGAGGGUCUGAUCGACACAGCUGUCAAGACAGCUGAGACUGGUUAUAUCCAGCGUCGUCUGAUCAAAUCUAUGGAGUCGGUGAUGGUGAAAUAUGACGCCACAGUGAGAAACUCCAUCAACCAGGUGGUGCAGCUGCGUUACGGCGAGGACGGUCUGGCUGGAGAGAAUGUGGAGUUCCAGAAUCUGGCUACGUUGAAACCUUCGCACAAGGCUUUUGAGAAGAAGUUCAAGUUCGACUGCACAAAUGAGCGAGCGCUGAGGCGGAUCCUGCAGGAGGACGUGGUGAAAGACGUGCAGACAAACGCGCACGUGCAGAGCGUUCUUGAGAGGGAGUUUGAGAAGAUGAGGGAGGACAGGGACAUCCUGCGAGCCAUUUUCCCCACCGGGGACAGCAAGGUGGUGCUGCCAUGCAACCUGGCCAGGAUGAUCUGGAACGCUCAGAAGAUCUUCCGAAUCAACAUACGAACCCCGACAGACCUGAAUCCUCUAAGGGUGGUGGAGGGUGUUCACGACCUUAGUAAGAAGCUGGUGAUUGUGAACGGUGAGGAUCCUCUAAGCAGGCAGGCCCAGGAGAACGCCACGCUGCUCUUUAACAUCCACCUGCGCUCCACUCUGUGCUCUAAACGGAUGACGGAGGAGUUCCGCCUUUCCACCGAAGCCUUCGACUGGCUGCUGGGAGAGAUAGAGACCAAAUUCAACCAAUCCAUUGCUCACCCAGGUGAAAUGGUUGGCGCCCUCGCAGCUCAGUCGCUGGGAGAACCAGCCACUCAGAUGACACUGAACACUUUCCACUACGCCGGUGUGUCGGCCAAGAACGUAACGCUUGGUGUUCCUCGUCUAAAGGAGUUGAUCAACAUUUCAAAGAGGCCUAAGACCCCCUCGCUGACAGUCUUCCUGCUGGGUCAGGCGGCACGAGACGCCGAGAGGGCCAAGGACAUCCUUUGUCGACUGGAGCACACCACACUGCGCAAAGUGACCGCCAACACUGCCAUCUACUACGACCCUAACCCGCAAAACACGGUCGUGGCCGAGGACCAGGAGUGGGUCAACGUCUACUACGAGAUGCCCGACUUUGACGUGACGCGAAUUUCACCGUGGCUGCUGCGUAUCGAGCUGGACCGCAAGCACAUGACCGAUCGCAAACUGACCAUGGAGCAAAUUGCAGAGAAGAUAAACGCUGGUUUUGGAGAUGACCUGAACUGCAUCUUCAACGACGACAAUGCCGAGAAGCUUGUGCUGCGAAUCCGGAUCAUGAACAGCGACGAGAACAAGUUCCAAGAAGAUGAAGAGGUGGUGGACAAAAUGGACGACGACGUGUUCUUGAGGUGCAUCGAGUCCAACAUGCUGACGGACAUGACCCUGCAGGGCAUUGAGCAGAUCAGCAAGGUGUACAUGCAUCUGCCUCAGACGGACAACAAGAAGAAGAUCAUCAUCACCGAGGACGGAGAGUUCAAGGCGCUCCAGGAGUGGAUUCUGGAGACGGACGGAGUGAGCCUCAUGAGGGUCCUCAGUGAGAAGGAUGUGGAUCCAGUCAGAACAACCUCCAACGACAUCGUGGAGAUCUUCACGGUCUUGGGGAUUGAAGCUGUGCGAAAGGCGCUGGAGAGGGAGUUGUACCACGUCAUCUCCUUUGAUGGUUCCUACGUCAACUACCGUCACUUGGCGCUGCUCUGUGACACCAUGACCUGCCGCGGUCACCUGAUGGCCAUCACACGUCACGGCAUCAACCGGCAAGACACCGGACCGCUCAUGAAAUGUUCCUUUGAGGAGACGGUGGAUGUGUUGAUGGAGGCGUCGUCCCACGGCGAGAGCGACCCCAUGAAGGGCGUGUCUGAAAACAUCAUGCUCGGCCAGCUAGCGCCAGCAGGAACGGGCUGUUUUGAUCUGCUGCUGGAUGCUGAGAAGUGCAAAUACGGGAUGGAGAUCCCCACCAACAUACCUGGCAUCAGUGUGGCUGGACCCACAGGAAUGUUCUUUGGCUCAGUGCCGAGUCCCAUGAGCGGCAUGUCCCCUGCCAUGACUCCCUGGAAUACGGGAGCCACCCCGGCCUAUGGCGCCUGGUCGCCCAGCGUCGGAAGCGGCAUGACGCCCGGAGCUGCAGGCUUCUCGCCCAGUGCUGCAUCAGACGCCAGCGGCUUCUCUCCGGGUUACUCCCCAGCCUGGUCUCCCACCCCUGGGUCUCCAGGGUCUCCGGGACCCGUCAGCCCCUACAUCCCAUCUCCAGGUGGCGCAAUGUCACCCAACUAUUCUCCCACGUCUCCGGCCUACGAGCCACGCUCCCCGGGCGGCUACACUCCCCAGAGCCCCGGCUACUCGCCCACCUCCCCCUCGUACUCCCCCACCUCCCCCUCUUACUCCCCCACCAGCCCCAACUACAGCCCCACGUCUCCUUCCUACUCGCCCACCUCGCCCAGUUACUCCCCGACGUCUCCUUCCUACUCGCCCACAUCCCCCUCCUACUCCCCCACCUCCCCGUCCUACUCCCCCACCUCCCCGUCCUACUCCCCGACGUCUCCCUCCUACUCCCCCACCUCGCCGAGCUACAGCCCCACGUCCCCGAGCUACAGCCCCACCUCGCCCAGCUACUCGCCCACCUCCCCCUCCUACUCGCCCACCUCUCCGUCGUACUCCCCCACGUCUCCGUCCUACUCCCCCACCUCCCCGUCCUACUCCCCCACCUCCCCCUCCUACUCCCCGACCAGUCCCAGCUACAGCCCCACGUCGCCCAACUACACUCCGACGUCGCCUAGCUACUCCCCCACCUCCCCCUCCUACUCUCCAACAUCCCCCUCUUACUCCCCGACCUCCCCCAACUACACCCCAACCAGCCCAAACUACUCCCCCACCUCCCCCUCGUACUCCCCCACCUCUCCGUCCUACUCCCCCUCCAGUCCGCGGUACACCCCGCAGUCGCCGACCUACACCCCCAGCUCGCCCUCGUACAGCCCCAGCUCCCCGUCCUACUCCCCCACCUCUCCCAAAUACACCCCCACCUCGCCGUCGUACAGCCCCAGUUCCCCGGAGUACACCCCCACCUCCCCCAAAUACUCCCCCACCUCACCAAAGUACUCCCCGACCUCGCCCAAGUACUCGCCCACGUCUCCCACGUACUCCCCGACCACUCCCAAGUACAGCCCCACCUCUCCCACCUACUCCCCCACUUCCCCCACCUACACCCCCACCUCCCCCAAAUACUCCCCCACGUCCCCCACCUACUCUCCCACUUCGCCCAAGUACUCCCCCACGUCCCCCACGUACUCGCCCACUAGUCCCAAAGGCUCCACGUACAGCCCCACGUCCCCGGGCUACAGCCCCACCUCGCCCACCUACAGCCCGGCCAUCAGCCCCGACGACAGCGACGAGGAGAACAACUGAGGCGGAGGAGAGGAGGAGACGGGGGGGCAGCUGAAGAACGAGCAUCCCCUUUAACCAGCCGCCGGUGGCGAAGCCUCGCCCGCCUCGCAAACACGAAAAUCUCCACUCUGCUUCCUGUUGGGAAAGCUGCCUCUCCUUUCCGCCGGUCGCAUCGCCCUCCCCUCCCUAUCGUGUUCAAAACUGUUAUGUGAAAGACUUGAACUGCUUUGCCUGAAGGAAAAAAAAAAGGUUGCCUUUAGAUUUUUUUUUUUUUUUUGUCUUUUUUUCUUUUUAAAAACAUGGGGUGUUGAAACAAAAACUGAGAAUCCCCAGAGGGAAUGAACAAGAGCGGAAAAUGUGAACAUUUAAGGGAAUAAACAAAAAAAAUCCCUUUUUUUUUAAUUUACAGUCCUGCAUCCAGUCUCUCAUUCUCUAAAUGUUGGUUGUUUAGUUGUUCCCGGACAACGUAUAUAUGUUUCCAAAAGCCUUUCUGAGAAAUUAAGUAGAUUGUAUUUAUCACUAAGACAUAAGCUGUCGAGAAGUUAAGGUUUAGACUUUUAUUUUACUGCAUCUUUCACAAAGGUUUUUCUUGUUAGACCUUUGACUGUUUUUGUACAAAAAAAAAACUAAAAACAGUUGCUGCCAGUUUUGGGGUUGUUAUGGAUGAGUGUGACUAAAAACAUUCGAGUCAUAUCGUGUUCAUCUAUCAACGGCAGAAAUGCACAUAAAGGAAGAGAGGAACUGGUUUGCGAGGGAGGAAACUUUUUUUUUAAGACGUCGGUACCAUCACCCCGGCCCUCUUCCUCCUUUACGCCCCAAAGAUGUGAAAGAUGUCACAAAAGGAAAAAAAAAAACGCAAACAAAAAAAAAAAAUCCCUUUUGGAGACUUGUUCAUCAAAAGCAUGAAAAAAAGGACAAAAAAAAAACACUCGUUCAGAUGUGAACUUUCGAUUCACUCUGGAAUUUAAAAAGUUUCUAAUGAGAAAUAGUUUCCUUCAUUCUGUCUUGGUUUUGGAUCUCGGAGGAAAUGGGGAACUGCCGGUGAGGGAUACUAGUUUCGGCUUUGCUGCUUUUGUUGUCGUUUUGCAGAAGUAGCACAUGUUUGAUAUGUUUUAAAACAUCCCUCGCAUAUUUUACUAAUCUGUGCCCCAUUUCUGAUGAGCUGAAUUGUACACAGUUUUAUUCGGGCGACUCAGUUAAACUGCUUAUUAUUAUUAUUAUUAUGAAUAUGAAUCGAGAAAAAUUAUGAAGUCAAUUUUUUUUUCUCUCCUCUUUUGGUGACGAUGUAUACUUGUUUGUAGGAGGCUCAUGUUUAUAUACUGUGGAUGAAGGGGUAGGGGACUGAGAAGGGGGGAGGGUUUUUUCCACCCCCCCUGAAGUUUUUGCUACGAUGGCAUCUGCUCUUUCAUGCACAGUUCAACAUUUUUGCAUGGUGUUACCAAGUUUUUGACCUCGCUUCAGUUAAACGUUAGAGAGCAGAAAGGCUCUGCCUUAUUAUUUUUCCUUUUCUCUUUGAAACAAGCAGAGGUUUUCCAAAGAAACAUCGCUUUUGGCUUCUCUCUUCAAACUUUACCCACUACAUUAGUGAGAACGUUUGCAUCUGACGAAUUGUGAAGAGUUUUUCUUUUCCUUUCCUACUACUCGUUUGAAUCAUUCAGCACGGUUUCUUGAACCCGCCGACUCUCCUCCCUCUUCAUCCACAGCUGAUCCUCGUUUCAGAAAUCAGUGUUUCCUUGUAUUUUUCUACUAGUGUGUGUACCUGUGAUGAGGUGAAUCCUGGGGCUGGGGAAGGGAGUACAUAUUGACUGGGAGUCCUGCAGAGAUUAAGAAAAAAUACAAACCCAUCCAAGUAAUCUUUAUGGCUAUGUCCUGAAAGCUUCAAACCAUCUGAUUCGUUGGAGGAAAAAAAACGCUUCUUGUUUUGAUUUCAAUCGGAAGAAAAGCAUCUGUCAUUCAAUGCAAAGCGGGUUUGGUAAUUGCACUUAUUUUGGUGGGCGUCAUUCCCGGAUACCGUCACAUUUUGUUCUGUUUGCAUCCAGCCCUGUUGUCUUAACUGUGUGCCAUUCUGUCAGCUGUGGACAUCAGGACUCCCAGGGGGAAUGAAUGAUCUGAGUGAGUGCGUGUGUGUCUGUCUGUCUGUCAGAAGGCAAUGCAGGGUUUCAAACUCGAAUAAAGGCUUCAUGUCUGGGUAAAAGAAGGUUUAACUUAAAGUUGCCACUGUACAGAAGUCAAGUUGUUAUCUCAUUCUCUGUAUCUGUUUUUUGCCUUGGUAAAAAUCUGAAUAAAAGUUUUACUAUA